AUGCUCGGAGGGAGCUCGGAGCGAGAUUCUUCACCUUCCAAUUCAAAGGCCCCCACGGGAGAAGCGUCCAUGUCUGUCGCAACGAGUCCACCCGACUCAAAUCCAGAAUCCUCCCCCCAGGGUAAUGGCGCCCCCGGUACCGAUGCGGCGGCCGCCUCAAACCGUGUAGAGCCCUCCGAGACGACUGCUCAACCCUCCGUCGCGUCCCCCGACAACGCUGCUCCGUCGAACGCAGCCGAUGCCCCUAAGAAACACCAUCUGCUGUUACCCAUCUCGUCGCGGACAUCCCUCAAGGCGGACAAACAGUCAACCUCGGAAAACACUCAAGACGCCGCCAACGAUGACUCGGAGAACACUCUUCGAGGCUCGAAGAGGAGUAUCCUUAAGGGGCGAAGGGACCGGAGCAGGGGAAGUAGUUUGAGAUCUCGGCGCCAGAAUCCGGAGGGAGCGAGCGUGGAGGAGAACAAGGCCGUGAACCCCGACAUGCGCGACGCGACAAAGGCCGACAAGAAGAACAACAAGGUCUCGUCGAAACUAUUCGCCUUCCUGAGCUGCUGCUCCUCGUCCAACGUCGACCCCGAGGAUGCUGCGGUGCCCCCGAAGAAGACCCCCCGACGCCCGUCAGUCCCGCAGACCCAGCCAACUCCGGAGAAGGCAGAGGUGACCGCCGGCGAUUCGAGUACCGCCGAAUCCAAGGAGCCGAGCAGCUUCCGCGGGGACGAGAAGCCCCAUGCCACCGUGACGGACCAGGCCCCGUCGCCCGUGGAUGAGGAGCAGACGCCGGUCAACAAAGCCCCGGAACAACGCUCGCAGGUGGACGGCGCCGUGCCCUCAACCGAUCAACCCCAAUCGGUUCCCCAGCCACCCUCGCAAAAGGAAGUCGAAGGCCCCGCGCCCGUUGAACCCUCGAAGGAGGAACCCGCCGCGGGCGUUUUGUCGGAGAAGACGGAGGAUCGAGCCCAGCAACCUGAGGACAGUCAAACCCCCGUUCCGCCGCCAACGCACGAUGACCAAGCCGAGGAGGUCUCCGGGGACAGCGGUGCGGCGAUGGCUCCGGCCACCGACGACGAAGUUGGCCCGAAGGAUGAAAAAUACCCUGCUCACGAGGAAGAUGCGAUGAAACUGCCUGCCGUGCUGCCUCCUCCCCCGCCGCUUAUCCAAACGGGCAAGCAAGCACAAGUCGGACAGGAUAGACAACUGCAGCAAUGGUUGUUGCCACCGCCUCUACCUCACCUGCAAAACCGAAAAUGCUUGGUUCUUGAUCUCGACGAGACCCUCGUCCAUAGUAGUUUCAAGGUCCUUGAACGUGCCGACUUCACUAUCCCCGUCGAGAUCGAAGGUCAAUAUCACAACAUCUACGUGAUCAAGCGACCCGGCGUCGAUCAGUUUAUGAAACGGGUCGGGGAAUUGUAUGAGGUGGUAGUCUUCACGGCAUCUGUUUCCAAGUACGGUGAUCCUCUAUUGGACCAGCUGGACAUUCACAACGUCGUCCACCACCGCCUAUUCCGAGACAGUUGCUAUAACCACCAAGGCAACUAUGUCAAGGACCUGUCCCAAGUUGGUCGUGACCUUCAAGACACCAUUAUCAUUGACAACUCUCCGACAUCAUAUAUAUUCCACCCUCAACACGCGAUACCCAUCAGCAGCUGGUUCUCUGACGCUCACGAUAACGAGCUUCUUGAUUUAAUACCCGUUCUCGAAGAUCUGGCCGGUACACAAGUGAAAGACGUUAGCCUAGUUCUCGACAUCUCUCUAUAA
Messenger RNA from Aspergillus affinis, 1758 nucleotides. It is a transcript of the gene psrA, whose product is annotated as putative general stress response phosphoprotein phosphatase Psr1/2. The record is from RefSeq and is a predicted model, not a curated record. The transcript is spliced from 5 exons. NCBI's taxonomy places the organism in Eukaryota, Fungi, Ascomycota, Eurotiomycetes, Eurotiales, Aspergillaceae. Gene Ontology annotation, cellular component: plasma membrane. The coding region runs from base 1 to 1758 and encodes 585 amino acids. Gene Ontology annotation, molecular function: phosphoprotein phosphatase activity.